CGCUUCCUCAGUCCGCGGCCCCGCGGAGGGUGCCGCAGCGGCCCGUCGAGCCGCCGCGCCGGGGUCUGGGCUCGGCCUCCGGACUGCGAGUUCCCUAUGCUGUUGGCGACAUGUGGCGCCUCCCGGGACUCCUGGGCCGAGUUCUUCCCCGACUGCUGGGACCUGGCCUCCGAGGGGUAACGCCCAAGUCCACCAACCCAGAUGGGUCUCAGACUGCCUGGUCCAACCUGCUGGUCCCUGUGACCAGCUUUGACAGGGCAGGCCCCCAUGGCCCAGGCCCAGGCACAAACAGGGGCCCAAGGUCCCAUGGAUGGAAGGAUGCUUUCCAGUGGAUAUCUACCCGUGUUUCCUCAAACUCCUUGUGGGAUGCACUAUCAUGGGGCACCCUGGCCGUGCUGGCCCUGCAGCUGGCAAGGCAGAUCCACUUCCAGUCAUCCCUACCAGCAGGACCUCAGCAAGUGGAGCGUGGCUCUUGGCACAGUCCCCUGGACCAUUUCCUUUCGUCUCCCUUGUGGCAUCCGUGCUCCUCACUUCGGAGGCACAUCCUCCCCAGCCCUGCUGGCCCAGCUCCCAGGCAUACUGGUCUCAGGGAACCCAGGCUGGGCCAGGAAGAACCCUCCACUCAGCCCGAGAACCUCUCUUCACACAGCUCUCUGAGGGCAUCCAGUCUUCAGGAUCCCAUUGAGGAAGAUCCCAGUGAUCUCAGCUUCCUGCACACCAGUAGUAGCUUCAGAUCCAGGGAAAAGCCAGCCCAGCCUCAGCCCACUGGAGAAAAGCAGGAACAAGAUAAAUCAAAAACUGUUUCCCUUGAGGAGGCUGUGACUUCCAUUCAGCAGCUCUUCCAGCUCACUGUUUCCAUUGCUUUCAACUUCCUGGGGACAGAGAACAUGAGGAGUGGGGACUACACGGCAGCCUUUUCUUACUUCCAGAAAGCAGCAGACCAUGGCUACAGCAAAGCACAGUACAACGUGGGCUUGUGUCACGAGCAUGGCAGGGGCACCCCCAGGAACCUCGGCAAGGCAGUCCUUUCUUACCAGCUGGCUGCCAGCCAGGGCCACAGCCUGGCUCAGUACCGCUAUGCCAGGUGCCUGCUGCAAGGCCCAGCCUCCGAGUGGGGUCCUGAGCAGCAGAGUGCAGUAUCUAUGCUGAAGCAGGCUGCAGACUCAGGCUUGAGAGAGGCUCAAGCCUUCCUCGGCGUGCUUUUCACCAAGGAGCCACACCUGGAUGAGCAGAGAGCUGUGAAAUACUUUUGGCUUGCAGCCAACAAUGGGGACUCCCAGAGCAGGUACCACUUGGGGAUUUGCUAUGAGAAGGGCCUUGGUGUGCAGAGGAAUCUGGGAGAGGCCGUGAGAUGUUACCAGCAGUCAGCGGCCCUGGGCAAUGAACCUGCCCGCGAGAGGUUGCAGACCCUCUUCUCCACGGAGGCAGCCACUAAAGCCCUGGGGCCCAGCGACCCGGCAGUUACAGGAUUGAAGUCCUUCUCCAGCCCCUCCCUCCUCAGCCUCAAUACGUUACUGGCAGGAGCCUCUCGCCUCCCACACGCCUCGAGCACAGGGAACCUUGGCCUCCACUGGAAAAGUGGGCAUCUUGGAGCCAGCCCUGGGGCCCCCAGGAGGGCCCUCCCCCAACACAACUACCCCUUGGAAAGGAGUCUCGUCAGCCUUGGUUUUGGCUAAGACCUCCUCACUUCAGCCCUGAGGAAGGGAGUCUGUGGGUUCUCAGAGAGAGAGAUACCACAACUUGAAUCCCAAAGCAGAGGCCAGUUACCUACUCAACUCCCUAAAGAACCUCAAGCGCCUGCCCCAGUACAGUAAAGAAGAAGAAAGUAUGUGAAGACCCAGGUCCUGGCCAUGUCACCUUGAAACAGUGACCCGACCUGCUGCAUUGUUUUCUCAGCUAUAGACCAAAGGUGUUGGUGUCUGCCCUCCUACCCUACUGAGCUCACACGGAGCCUUUCACUGCAGAAAGGACCUUGGCCCUCACUUCAGCCUGGGGAGGCAGAGUGGUGCCACGGUUACAUGGCUUUAUGAGUCAUCAGGCCAGGAGAAGACCCAGACCCUCUGAUUCCUGGCCCAGGGGCUCCCUUGCACGAUUUCACACAGUGGCUUUACAUAGAAGUGUUACUGUCAUCCUGCCAAUGUGAGGAAGGAAACGGAGACUGAACACCUGGAGGCUUGGAGCAGGAAAGUGUAGAUUUUGAGAUCCUUGUUUGUAAAGAGUAUAAAGAGUAUGCUAGAAAUGGAUGGGAGUUUAAUAAAAUAGAUAUCGGAUUAUCUCA
This is a messenger RNA of Nyctereutes procyonoides (raccoon dog), 2278 nucleotides long. It is a transcript of the gene DELE1, whose product is annotated as DAP3 binding cell death enhancer 1. The transcript is spliced from 13 exons. Gene Ontology annotation, molecular function: protein binding. The record is from RefSeq and is a predicted model, not a curated record. The coding region runs from base 111 to 1676 and encodes 521 amino acids. NCBI's taxonomy places the organism in Eukaryota, Metazoa, Chordata, Mammalia, Carnivora, Canidae.